AUGAAAGUUGCGCUCCGGAUUGUGUUGUCAUGGGAGGUUAAUCCAGGCGAUGAUCUGGGUUAUUCCUUUGAAAGUAUCCCGCCUUUGGUAGAGGUGAUGCACCCAAGCAGAGAACAGCAGUCUUCAGUCGCAGACGAGCCGUGUGAGAAGCAGCGCAGGCGUGCCAGUAAGCGGGCUGAAGUGAAGUGUCCAAUCACAACAAGGUCAGCAUACCGUCCAAUCACUGCUCUGUGA
Opisthorchis viverrini is the source of this 234-nucleotide messenger RNA. RefSeq lists its product as hypothetical. The transcript has a single exon. Bases 1 to 234 code for a protein of 77 amino acids. The record is from RefSeq and is a predicted model, not a curated record. Lineage: Eukaryota; Metazoa; Platyhelminthes; Trematoda; Opisthorchiida; Opisthorchiidae.